GAUUAGGUGGUUCCAUACAUACGUAGUUUUUGCUUAGAUUACGUUCAUUUCCUGAAAUAUCAAUACAAACUUCGAAUAGUUACCUAUAGUUUUCUAAAUGACAAAACAAUUGAAACUCUUUGGCUCAAUUCGUAAACAGCCGCGUACGUGUCAUUCAGCGCAACAAUGUCACCUCAAAGAUCUUCAAUAAAAUAAAAGCUUUAUAACCUUUUGAAGAAGGUUUUAUUUGAUUGUAUCUUUAUUAGGUGACAGCGCUGCGCUCGACGACGAGUUCGAGGUUGUUUUUAUAACAGAAUAAAAAAAUCACCGGAGAAGAUAACGUCAAGCAAAUCGCUAAUAGUAUUAGAGUACAUACAAAAAUGUCACGUGCAUGUAUCUAAAAAAAAUAUCUUUUUAUUCGUACUUCAUUGUCGUAGUAGUUUCUCAUGGUGGAAUAUGAUCUUCAGUGCUACCGGUGGACUUUCUUAGCAGUCAGUGGGUGGAGAAAAGCGCCUGCUACUUGCCAACGUACGUGCCGCUAUUGUCUGGCAUCUUCGGCCUCGUGUGGACCACGAUGUUUCUCAUGUGCUCCACCGGCACACGGACGCAUACUGGUCUACAGAGGCCAUGGCGAGUUCUACCACCUGUCUUCAUAUUCUCCUUGGUAAUGGGUAGCCUUUGCAUCUACUCUUCGACGGUCACUCACUACGGACUUAAUGAGUUGUGCUUAAAGUUAGGGGAAAUCACUGGCAGUACCACCUGCUCAUACACAGUAAACGUAGCAACACUAGCUUACGAGCGACGCAUCCGUGGUGUCUACCAAGCCAUCCGUUUGACAAUUAUAUCGGCAUGGCUUCAUACCAUGUGCUGGCUCCUGUCGGCCGCUCUGGUUUUGGUCAGAGUAGCGCUCGCAGUGGACUUUCAACUGGUGUGCAUCAACGUUUCCCUAGUCGGAGACAUCGACAAAAUACUGGUUCGUAUUGACUUAACAUAAAAUCGAUAUAGAACAACAUAAUAUUUCAAUAUAGUAGUCAGACAGUCGUUCAAAUAUUUUC
Molecule: messenger RNA, 1034 nt
Organism: Diatraea saccharalis (sugarcane borer)
Lineage: Eukaryota; Metazoa; Arthropoda; Insecta; Lepidoptera; Crambidae
Source: the annotation of a GenBank genome assembly